This is a messenger RNA of Chara braunii, 2349 nucleotides long. Lineage: Eukaryota; Viridiplantae; Streptophyta; Charophyceae; Charales; Characeae. The record is from the annotation of a GenBank genome assembly.
CGUAUACACACGAAGCAGGUUAACGUUCGGAUUUUGGAUCAAAUGUAUGAAUUGCAUGUGCCCCAAUAUGUACCUGAUGAGAUCCACCGGUUGAUCGCUGAUAUUUUAAUAGAAUAUCAAGGGGCGAUUAGCGUGUCCGAUGCCGAUAUUGGAUUAUCUGUGGUCGUUCAGCAUGAGAUUCAGACCGGGAAUCAUUCCCCAAUCCACUGCAAGCCAUACCGAUACUCGUUGACAGAGCGCAAGACGGCCUUGCAACGAAUCAGGGAAUUUGAGGCAAACGGAUGGAUUGAGCCUGCCAUCGGUCCCUGGUCGUUCCCAGUUGUGUUGGUUCCUAAAAAGAACGGGUCAGUCCGCAUAUGCAUCGAUUAUCGAAAGUUAAAUGAUAUCACGAUUAAAGAUGUGUAUCCCCUUCCCCGGAUUGAUGAUCUACUUGAUGCGAUCGGGUGUGCUAACUACUUCAGCAAGUUCGACAUUCGGCAUGGGUUUCUUCAUAUCUUGGUGAAAGAAGAAGAUCGGCCCAAGAUUGCCUUCGUUUUGUUUGAAGGCACGUGGCAGUGGGUUCAGUGCCCGAUGGGAAUCUGCAAUGCGCCUGCCACGUUUCAGCGGGCGAUGAACGUGACUUUUCAGAAUUUCGUCAAUAAGACGCGGCUGACUCAGGGGAUGAUUAACUUCUGUGUCAUUGUGUACAUGGAUGACAUUCUGGUGUACUCGGACACAUUGCACGGACACGCGCAACACAUCGAGUGGACGUUGGGUGCGUUGAGAGACGCAUGUUUCAAGAUUGCGCUGGAGAAGAGCGAGUUUUUUCUCCCGGAAAUCUCGUUCUUGGGGUAUGUGGUGACACGUGGAGGCCUGCGGCCGGACUCUCGAAAAGUCGAGGCGGUCAAAGAGGCCCCGGUUCCGACCUCAUUGACGCAGGUUCGAGCCUUUUUGGGCAUGGCCUCGUAUUACCGGCGGUUCAUCAAGGGGUUCGCGGCUAUAGCAAGGCCUCUGACAAACCUGCUGCGAAAAGAACAGCCCCUUCAUUGGGAUGACGAAUGCGACCAGGCCUUCGGGGCCUUGAAGGAUGCUCUCGUCACGGCCCCGAUUCUGAUCCGGCCGGACCCCUCUCGACAGUUUAUUCUCAUCACCGAUUGGCAUUCGGAGGCUAUUUCGGCCAUCCUGGCGCAGAAGGGAAACGAUAGGAAGGAGCAUGCCAUUGAAUACGCUUCUCGGACGGUGUCAGAUGAGCGACGAAACGAUUCCGCACCACAAGGAGAAUGCUAUGCGGUAGUGUGGGGUAUCCAACACUUCCAUCCGUAUUUGUACGGUCAGAAGUUUCUGCUCGUCACCGACCAUGAACCUCUGUUGGCUCUGAAAAAGCUAACCAACUACACGGGCAUGAUCGGACGAUGGGCGGUGCGGUUGCAAGAAUAUGAAUUUGACAUUGUUCAUCGAAAAACGGAAAGACACGGCAACGCCGACGGACUGAUACGUUUGCACCGACCCGUGCAUCCAGGCUGUCGGAGGCUUUUCACCCAGGAGCUUACGGUCCCAAUUGCGCAGCUGGCCGACCAUCUUGACGUCAGCAUUGUCUCUCAGGUCGACCCUCGCUUGGUGCCCCACGCCACCUCGCGCACGCUAUCGGCGUAUCUUCAGUGGUCAGCUUGUGUGGAGGGCUUCCCAUCGAGAAUUCCGCCUUCACGGUUGGAUUACUUGGAUCCGCGCGAUAUCGUGGAUCCCGCUUUCCACAGACCGCCGUGUGAAGACGAAUUGGAGGAGAUAAUCCGCGAGGAGCUCGCAGAAGAAAGUUUGGAGGAAGAGGAGGAGAAUCUGAACGAAGAUGAAGGGGAGCCGACACAGCGACGAGAAGCAGACGAAGACGAGCUCCUGCAAACAGAGAGCGAAGAGGAAGCAGAAGAAGAAGACAACGAGCAAGGGAGCGGUGACAACAACGACGAGGAGCACGCCAACGAGGAUCCCCUGCUAGAGAUUGCGCCGGUUGCUGAUCUUCCGAUCAACAACGAUCCAACGCUCGACCCGGAGCCACCUCAGCCAAACGACGGCCAUGUGGCCCAGAUGGCUGGGCCGUGGAAUAGGAACCGGACUGAUGCUCUCCAGAAUGGAAAGGAGCCAGAACCGUGAGGUUCUGUUUUUGGAGGAGGGAAAAAAGCAUUCCCCCAACACAACACACCCCAAUUUCACCUUUCACUACCUACCUACCACUACUCCUAAGCCAAUACAGGGGACGCCUGCAAGCAUAGCUACCUCUGCAUGUUGCCCCCUGCCCUUAUCGGUGGUGGUCAGGGAGUAGGGUGGGGCCACCGGUGGGGGGAGGGGGUGCUAAGGCAAAGACCAAGCAUUUUGCGA